CCUCCCCGGUUCCAUUCCCUUGGCAGAAGCUUCUGAUCAUUGGUCCAGUCCACAUCGGAGAACAUCAUGAAGUCCAAUUUUGUCUUUGCGUGUCUGGUUCCGCUUGUGUCCAUCCUCUCGGCCCAGGCAUUGGCGGCACCUGAAUGCGGACCCUGUGACCCAGCCCAGUGCACCCCUCUCCCGGCCACGGGGUGCCCCGCCGGUUCGGUUCUGGACCCCUGCGGCUGUUGCGAGCUGUGCGCAGCGGCGGAGGGAGAGCAAUGUGGAGGCCGCCGUGCGGCAACACGCCGCUGCGGGUCCGGGCUGGAGUGCGUCCGGGCUUCCGAGGACAAAAAGAGCAAGCUGGGCGUGUGCGUGUGUAAGAACAACUACCAGGUCUGCGGCACCGACGGCGUCACGUACGCGAGUGCGUGCGCGCUGAAGCGUGCCAGUGUGCGCGCGCAGAAAGACGGACAAGAGGAAGUCACUGUCCGCAACAAAGGACGCUGCGCCUCAGCUCCGCUUAUUGUGACUCCUCCGGGGAGCGUUUUCAACGUGAGUGGCGCUCAAGUGUACCUCAGCUGCGAGGCGGUGGGCGUGCCCACACCUGUGCUCACCUGGAGGAAGGUGAUCGCUGGGAAGAAGAGGGUGGAGCUUCUUCCCGGGGACCGAGACAACCUGGCCAUCCAGACCCGAGGAGGACCAGAGAAACAUCAAGUGACUGGCUGGGUUCUGAUCUCACCACUCACUGAAGAGGAGGAGGGUUCUUAUGAGUGCCACGCCACUAACGCGAAAGGUGAAGCGUCGGCUGUUGGAUCCAUUCACGUGGUGGAGUCCAUCGAUGAUGUCGUCAAGAAAGUGAUGAAGGAAGAAGAACUGUGAGCAGCUGAUCUUCAUCCUUGGAUCACCCUCACAUUUAUUCUCUCUUCUUUAAACACCUUUCCUGGCAUAUAGAAGCCACUUUUAUUUGUAGACACCCUCACUAUAUAUUAUCAAUAAACAGUUCAUCAAUAAA
Molecule: messenger RNA, 994 nt
Organism: Dunckerocampus dactyliophorus (ringed pipefish)
Lineage: Eukaryota; Metazoa; Chordata; Actinopteri; Syngnathiformes; Syngnathidae
Gene: igfbp7
Product: insulin-like growth factor binding protein 7
Exons: 5
Coding region: 67-861 (264 amino acids)
Biological process (GO): regulation of signal transduction; regulation of cell growth
Cellular component (GO): extracellular region
Molecular function (GO): insulin-like growth factor binding
Source: RefSeq, a predicted model, not a curated record